Messenger RNA from Trichoderma virens Gv29-8, 816 nucleotides. RefSeq lists its product as uncharacterized. The coding region runs from base 1 to 816 and encodes 271 amino acids. Lineage: Eukaryota; Fungi; Ascomycota; Sordariomycetes; Hypocreales; Hypocreaceae. The record is from RefSeq and is a predicted model, not a curated record. Gene Ontology annotation, molecular function: oxidoreductase activity, acting on the CH-OH group of donors, NAD or NADP as acceptor. The transcript has 5 exons.
AUGCCUUCCUACGUCAUCACUGGUGCUUCUAGAGGCCUGGGCUUCGAAUUUGUGCGUCAGCUCUCCAGCGACCCGAACAACACCGUUAUUGGCCUCGUUCGAGACAAGGUUACAACCGAGCAGGCUGUGGCCCAAGAGCUUGCAGGACGAUCCAACAUUCACAUCCUACAAGCUGAUAUUACAGAUUAUGAAGCUGUCAAGGAUGCUGUGACAGCCACUGCCCAAAUCACUGGAGGAGUCCUUGACUAUCUCGUGGCCAACGCGGCAUACAUAUCAGAAUUUGACGCCUAUGACUCCAUUGGAGUUCUAGGCAAUAGCCCCAAGGAGCUUGAGGAAGAUCUUUUCAAGUCCUUCAAGGUCAAUGUGAUUGCCAAUGUCCACCUCUUCAACUUGUACAUGCCACUCAUCCUGGCUGGUAACAUCAAAAAGGUCAUUGCCCUGUCCACUGGCAUGGCGGAUCUGGAUUCAACGAACAAAUUCGAGUUGCAAGUUGCCCCUGGAUACGCCAUCAGCAAGGCAGCCAUGAACACUGCCAUUGGAAAAUUUCAUGCUCAGUACAAGAAAGACGGCGUUUUGUUCAUGAGCAUCAGUCCAGGCGUGGUCGACACUGGCCAUUACAAGAAUGCAACCCCAGAGCAAAUGGCAAAAGUUGGUGGAAUGUUUCAAAACUUCGUCACGUAUAAUCCCGAUUUCAAGGGCCCAGCUUCACCAGAGGCCUCUGUGAAGGAUGUCAUCUCUGUGUGGGAGAAUGCAAGCAUCGAAGCGGGCAGCGGCGGUUCCUUCGUGUCCCAUCACGGAAACAAAAAAUGGCUUUAA